This is a messenger RNA of Gadus chalcogrammus (walleye pollock), 3501 nucleotides long. It is a transcript of the gene tle3a, whose product is annotated as TLE family member 3, transcriptional corepressor a. The record is from RefSeq and is a predicted model, not a curated record. The transcript is spliced from 21 exons. Gene Ontology annotation, cellular component: nucleus; transcription regulator complex. The coding region runs from base 1144 to 3477 and encodes 777 amino acids. Gene Ontology annotation, molecular function: transcription corepressor activity; protein binding. Lineage: Eukaryota; Metazoa; Chordata; Actinopteri; Gadiformes; Gadidae. Gene Ontology annotation, biological process: negative regulation of canonical Wnt signaling pathway; regulation of DNA-templated transcription.
CUGUGCUCGCCUUCUCGUGCUCAGACAUGGCUGAUGUUCAUAUCAGACAAAGCGAUCAUCUCACUCCCUACAGCAUGCAGCUAUCACCCAAAACCCUAAUGCGUGGUCACGUGGAUGGGUUUUAACACACACAACCGGGUAAAAUGUCGGUAAACAUCGAGCUUUAUGGUCAGACUAUGGUUGUCGUCGAUCGAUUGCUAAUUAUCGUGUCCUACGUGGGGAGUGCGGUGGACGAGAACAUAUAUUUUGUUUUCGUUGCUAUUUGAGUUGUUUCCCCUAUAAUAUAGUAUGUAGUUUCGUCUCACCAAUAUGCAAAAGAAACAACAUCUAAUCUAACACAGGAUGAAUCGAGAUUGAUGCACACAUGACAUAUUUAUUCCAUAAAGAUACUAAGUGACCGUUAGAAACAGACAUGGGUCUCCUUUUCUGAUUCCAAAUAAUUAUCAGCGAAUUAGUGUUGUUGUUUUACAUAUAUAUGCCGAUGCCUUGUAAAUCCACGGCGGGAUGAUGUCAUGUAUCAGUGCGCCCCACGUGGGGCCGUCGCUCUCCGAUAGGCGGACGCGGCCGUGUUCCUCAGGAGUGAUCCGAUUGGACAGAUAGGCGCUUUCACGGCAGCUCGGUCUCACUGCCUGUGUGUGGCACGGGGUGGCUGGACAGCGGGGAGAUGUGAGCUCUCAGAGUAGGCCUAUACCAUGUUACGCUUUUAAAGAAUUUCUAACCCUCUUCAAUUUGGAAGGAAGAUUUCGAGCACUAUUCUGGAAUUAAUCGGGCCGAAGAGGACGCAUUUUGUGGAGUUCCUUGCGGUCGGAUCACAUAGUUAAAUCGAGUCUAAGCGCACGGAAUCCGGAGGAACCAGCAGGCUGGAGCUGGCGCGGUGCGCCGCGGAGGAUGCUGCGCGUCGAGCUCUACGCACGCCGUGCGUAACGUUGCAUUACGGACCACUAAACCCAUGAAUAGGACGGGUUUCCUCCAGAGAGACCGAUCACAGUGCGGACCACACCGAUUAUAGCGCAUCCACGGAGGAUUUCGACGAGUCCCCCCCCCCCAUCCCCCCCAAAAAAACACGAGCCCUGUUCGCCUGUGUGGAGAGUGGCGUUCAUACAUCCUGUGGAUUCCACACAUUAACAAAGGAUACGUUUUACCAUGUAUCCACAAGGCCGACAUCCGGCUCCACACCAGCCAGGCCAACCUGGCUUCAAGUUCACUGUAGCAGAGUCUUGUGACAGGAUAAAAGAUGAAUUUCAGUUCCUGCAAGCCCAGUAUCACAGUCUUAAGGUGGAGUACGACAAGCUGGCCAAUGAGAAGACAGAGAUGCAGCGCCAUUAUGUCAUGUAUUACGAGAUGUCCUACGGCCUGAACAUAGAAAUGCACAAACAGACGGAGAUCGCCAAAAGGCUCAACGCAAUUUUAGCUCAAAUUAUGCCCUUCCUGUCACAAGAGCACCAGCAGCAGGUUGCUCAGGCAGUGGAACGGGCUAAGCAGGUGACUAUGACCGAGCUCAAUGCCAUCAUCGGGGUACGUGGACUUCCCAAUCUGCCUCUCACACACCAACAGAGUGCCUACCCAGCUCUCAUGCAGCAGCAGCUCCAGGCCCAGCACCUCAGCCACGCUGCGCACGGGCCCCCGGUCCAGCUGCCCCCCCACCCGUCAGGCCUGCAGCCCCCCGGGCUCCCAACCGUGACUGGCGCCGGCUCGGGCCUCCUGGCCCUCGGGGCCCUGGGGAGCCAGGCCCACCUCCCGGUGAAGGACGAGAAGAACCACCACGACCUGGAGCACCGAGGUAGGGGACGUCUGUCUAAUAACUCCAUAUCGCCUUCCGAGAGCCUGCGCACUCCCAGCGAGAAACACCGGAGCUCCUCGGACUUCAGCCUGGAUUCUAAGAAGCGCAAGGUGGAGGAGAAGGACCGAUACGACAGCGACGGGGAGAAGAGCGACGACCUGGUGGUGGACGUGUCCAACGAGGACCCUGCCACCCCACGGGCCAGCCCCGCCCACUCGCCACCGGAAAACGGCAUUGACAAGCCACGCCCCCCCAAGAAGGACACGCCCAACAGCCCCGCCUCGGUGGCGUCCUCGGGGAGCACACCAUCGUCAAAGGCCAAGGAGCUCAGCCACAACGACAAAUCCUCCACUCCCGGCCUCAAGUCCAACACCCCCACCCCACGCAACGACGCCCCCACGCCUGGCACCAGCUCCACCCCCGGGCUCCGGCCCAUCCUGGGCAAGCCCCCAGGCAUGGAGGCGCUGGCCCCCGCCCUGCGGCCCCCUCUCUCCAUCGCCGGCUCCUACCCCACCCCGUUUGCCAUGAUGGGUCACCACGAGAUGAACGGAGGGCUGACCAGUCCUGGCGUGUACGCCGGCCUGCACAUCUCGCCCCAGAUGAGUGCGGCGGCAGCUGCAGCCUACGGCCGCCCGCCCAUGGGCUUUGACCCCCACACGCACAUGAGGGCCCCUGGGCUCCCCGCCAGCCUCGCAUCCAUUGCCGGCGGGAAACCGGCCUACUCCUUCCACGUCAGCGCCGACGGGCAGAUGCAGCCGGUUCCCUUCCCGCCGGACGCGCUGAUCGGGCCGGGCAUCCCGCGCCACGCGCGGCAGAUCAACACCCUGAGCCACGGCGAGGUGGUGUGCGCCGUGACCAUCAGCAACCCCACGCGGCACGUCUACACCGGGGGGAAGGGCUGCGUCAAGAUCUGGGACAUCAGCCAGCCCGGCAGCAAGAGCCCCGUGUCGCAGCUCGACUGUCUGAACCGGGAUAACUACAUCCGCUCCUGUAAGCUGCUGCCAGACGGCCGCACAUUGAUCGUGGGGGGCGAGGCCAGCACGCUGACCAUCUGGGACCUGGCCUCGCCGACGCCCCGCAUCAAGGCGGAGCUCACCUCCUCGGCCCCCGCCUGCUACGCCCUGGCCAUCAGCCCCGACGCCAAGGUCUGCUUCUCCUGCUGCAGCGACGGCAACAUCGCCGUGUGGGACCUCCACAACCAGACGCUGGUCAGGCAGUUCCAGGGCCACACGGACGGCGCUAGCUGCAUCGACAUCUCCCACGACGGCACCAAGCUGUGGACGGGCGGGCUGGACAACACGGUGCGCUCCUGGGACCUAAGGGAGGGCCGGCAGCUCCAGCAGCACGACUUCACCUCCCAGAUCUUCUCCUUGGGCUACUGUCCGACCGGGGAGUGGCUCGCGGUGGGCAUGGAGAGCAGCAACGUGGAGGUUCUGCACCACACCAAGCCCGACAAGUACCAGCUCCACCUGCACGAGAGCUGCGUCCUCUCCCUCAAGUUUGCCUACUGCGGUAAAUGGUUUGUGAGCACGGGGAAGGACAAUCUGUUGAACGCAUGGAGGACUCCGUAUGGCGCCAGCAUAUUCCAGUCCAAGGAGUCGUCGUCCGUGCUCAGCUGCGACAUCUCUGCCGACGACAAGUACAUCGUGACGGGCUCUGGGGACAAGAAGGCCACGGUGUACGAGGUGAUCUACUAAACCAGAGGACCCAUGCUCCGGGUC